UUAAACUGUGUACGUUCCCAUGACCCCAAAGAGCAAUACAGAAAAAACAAUCAAACCCAAAAUCAGUACCUAACUGCCAAACUGACACCACAAGAGCAGAAAGAGUUUGAAAAGAAACUCAAAGAGCUAAAGGAAACCCAUGACAAACCUGAAAACUUCUACAGCUUCAUGUUCAUGAAAAACAAUUUUGAUAGGAAAUACACAGAAAAUCUUGCUCAAAACACGCUGGAGAACUUUGACUUCAGCACCAAGGAGGCUAAACUCUUCUCCUUUCUGUCCCUACUCAACACGUAUGUCACAAAGUCAGAGAUGGCACUUUCUCUCUGUGAGGACUUUUUUCAGAUGAAGAUGUUACGCUGGAAAGAAGACUCUGUUUUGGAUCGAAUGAAGCCCUAUUCCAACUUUCUUAUCAUAGAAUCAGUUGAUGAAUGGGGAGGAUACAAAGGAAUACGGAUCCUUCAUCAUGCAAUAGCAGCUGCCUGUCUGGAAGAGCUGGAGAGAAGUCAUGAUCUAAAGGCUAGUGACAUUGUCAUGGAAAUCCUCCAUUAUGAUCUGUUCUUCAGUGUUGGAGUUGUUAAACAUAGACUGAUGCGUUCAGUUAUACGAAUGUUAGUAGAAAGGCAGCUGAAGAAAAAUGGAGAAGAGAGGGAACCUUUUUCUCCUCUCAUUGACAAAAUCCACAGCCAGCAAGGGAGACAAAAAAUCCAAGAAAUCUUUGAGAAAGCCUCGUCCAGGUUUGAGAAAAAAUUAUCCAUCCCUCAGGCACUGGCAAGAUAUUUGUACAUCAAUGUGAAGGACUUCCCAGAGGCCAUAAAAUGGGCGGAGAAAGCCAAGAACAUCCAAGAAAACCCCUAUACCUUCGACACAAUUGGGGAAAUCCACAAGAGCAAUCUGAGGUUCAACAUUAAAGAAAAGAAGGAAGGGCACAACCCAGACAAUCUGCACAUGAACAUUGAAAUAGCCAACAAUGGCUGGAAAGCUUUCAAAAGGGCUCAGGAACUGGCAGACCUCGAAAAUGAAAUAGAAGAAUCUCCUGACGAUGAGUCAGAGGAUUAUCCCAGGAAUUCCUACAAUAUUAAAGGCUACGUGAAAAUGCUGGAGAUCUCCUUCUUGGUCUUUGAGAUUCUGAGCAGGUUACCAUUCUUCGAAGAACAUGAUCCAAUGAAAAAACACUACUUAAGAAGUUUUCUUAACGGACAGAUCCCAAUCAGCAACGUUUACAAAGAGAACACCGACUACAACAACAGAUGUGUUGAGAUCAUUAAAGAACACGAACUGUUCCUGGUCAAAAGGAAAGAGAUCAAAGAAAUCUUUGAUCUCUUGAACGACAACUUCACCUACAUAAAGCAGAACUCAGAACUGGAUGCAGUAAACAAAAGGAUAGUGAGUGUUCAUUUUAAGAAAUAUGUGGAUCUGUUUUGUUCCACACCACAAGAAGUGAAAAAGGAAAAGGAAAACAAAAUGAAUCUUAGUCAAAAACUGGAGGUUGAAGAAUGUAAACAAUUUCUGGAGAAGAACCAAGCAGAUACUUUCUCAGGAAUCCUUCAGUACUUGGACAAACCUGCUGAGGAGAUGGAGCAAAUAACAGAUUGCUAUGCAUUUAUACUGCAAAAUGAUAUCAAUGAACGACAUGUUAAAACAAAAAUCAAUUACAUCAUGUCCAACAUAGUCCUUCAUCAUCUAAAACCUAAAUCUAAACAUGUUAAGAAGUACAAAGACCUCUGCACUCUGCUUCAAGAUGUUCUCCAAGAUGUCGGACUUCGACAUCCUUUCCCAGAUCCAUAUUUUCUGGCUCAGUUGUUAUUCUGGCCAAGCCCUACAGAAGAAAACAUUGACAUAACUAAAUAUGUUGAAGCAAUUCGAAAGUCUUCUCACAAGCACCUGUCCAAGUUGCUUCAAAAAAGGAGCACUGUCGCCUCCCUCUACUUAGGUAAAGAACAAGGUCUAAGGAAGCUGGUUUCAAAGCCAUCACUGGAUAAGAGUUUUCUUCCAAAGAUGAACAGAGAUGUUUUAGCACAACUUUGGAGAGAUGGAGACAUAUUUAAGGAAGAGGCCAUCAUAAGCCGCCUUUACAGGGUGAGGGGAACCAUUGAACAGGGGGGGGUUUAUGCCAUCUAUGGCAAACAGAGGAUCCCAGUGCGCCCAGCUCGUACCAGUGAUAUUAGAAGUGGCUUCAGUACUGAGACGGUCUCAUUCUACAUUGGGUUUGCUGUUAAUGGACCUGUGGCAUAUGACAUCAAAUAUGGAAAAAUUGGAAAUGAACGCAAUAUGAUCUGA
Messenger RNA from Cyprinodon variegatus (sheepshead minnow), 2277 nucleotides. RefSeq names its product sterile alpha motif domain-containing protein 9-like. Gene Ontology annotation, cellular component: cytoplasm. The record is from RefSeq and is a predicted model, not a curated record. The transcript has a single exon. Lineage: Eukaryota; Metazoa; Chordata; Actinopteri; Cyprinodontiformes; Cyprinodontidae. The annotation marks the transcript as partial.